AUGUCGAUCGCCAGGGCGCUGCUGCUCGCCGCUCGGCGCUGCAGCGCUGCCAACCUGCCCAAGCUGGGCGCGCAGCAGGCCCUGGUGGCCGCCCUGCAAAGCCAGCAGACGGCAUUUCCACAUCAGCCGGUGCCAGUCUUGUGGCGGCAGGCCCGUGGGUUUGCGGCUCCCGGCGGCGCCGGCGGCGGCGGCGACGCAGAAAAGCCGCGGCAGCCAAAGGGCGAUGACGAGCCAGCGGCGGAGCGGCCCCUGGCGUCCAAGGUGGCCGACACCGAGGAGCGCCAGGCCGCCAGCAGCGCAGCCGCCGCAGAAGCGGGCGGCGAGCCGGCGCCGCUGGGGAGCGGCGGGCCAAGCCUCGGCACGCAGCACCCUGAGCUGCAGCAGUACAUCCAGCAGCUGAAGCAGCUCAAGGGUUCCAGCACGGUGCUGCAGCAGGAGGUGGGGGAUGAGCCGGCGUGGUGGCAGACCCUGCUGCGCGCCAUGCUGGGCCAGUGGCUGCAGGGCUGGAUCGGCGAGUUCCUGCGGACGCGGGUGGAGCGGGAGUUUGAGGUGGAGGAGGUGCUGGAGGGGGCCAAAGAUGCCUACUACAUAGUGCAUAAGCUGCUGGAGGAGGAGGACUGGGAGACGCUCAGGAGCAUGAUGUCGGCCAAGCUGUUUGCGGCGUUCCAGGACACGGUGGCGGCGUACAAGGCAGACGGCCUGGUGUGGCGCACCGCCAUCUCCCAGGACCUCCAGGCCGGCAUCCGCGGCCUGGCCUUUGCCACCAAGCAGCAGAUGGAGACAUAUGAUCCGGAGCAGGCGGCGCUUGCUCCCGACGACGCCGGCGCGCUGGCGCGCCCCGCGGGCAUGUGGCUGGUGCUGACGGUGCAGCUGCUGGGGGAGCAGCGGGUGACCAUCACGCGGCAGGAGGAUGGGCAGGUGGUGGCGGAGCUCAGGCGCGCGGGGGUGGUGGGUGGGGUGGGGGACCGACGCCCGGUGCGGUGGAAGUUUGCGCGGGGCCCGCUGCCCGCCAGCCUGCCUGCAGACCGCCUGGACGCAGACUGGUUCCUGCUCAGCAUCUGA
This is a messenger RNA of Chlorella variabilis, 1062 nucleotides long. Its product is annotated as expressed protein. The transcript has 7 exons. Bases 1 to 1062 code for a protein of 353 amino acids. Lineage: Eukaryota; Viridiplantae; Chlorophyta; Trebouxiophyceae; Chlorellales; Chlorellaceae. The record is from RefSeq and is a predicted model, not a curated record.